Messenger RNA from Vitrella brassicaformis, 3321 nucleotides. NCBI's taxonomy places the organism in Eukaryota, Vitrellaceae. The record is from the annotation of a GenBank genome assembly.
GCGCAAAUCACACGCAUUCGGGAUGCUGGUGCGGCAAGCAUUACGUUUAGGACGAGCGGCAUCUCCGUCGAUGCUGUCGGCAUCACCCGCAUGUCUGCCGCCUCUCGCAGCAGCGGCAACCAGAGUGGCAGCGCCGAGGCUAGGUGUGGGUGUGGGUGUGCGUCAGUUGUCCACCUCACAUGCGCACCCGCAGCUGAUGCCGGCGCCCAAGGACUUCAACCGCACGCCCGACGAGAUUGUGGCCGAGCUGAACAAACAUAUCAUUGCACAGGUAGACAGAUGCAGACAGAUGCAGUGUCUGUGGGUGUGUGUGAGUGUCUUCCCUCUCUCUCUGCCCGUGUGUGUGUGUGUGUGUGUGUGUGCCUGUGUGUGUCGGGUGUAGGAUGACGCCAAGCGUUCCCUGGCAAUCGCACUGAGAGAUCGAUGGCGACGGCAGAGUUUGCAGAAUGACGACCUGCGGAAGGUCAGAGAACCCUCUGUCUGUCUGUCUGUCUGUCUGUCUGUCUGACAGCCAAGCCAGCCGCUCUCUCGCCUGUGUGCAUAUGAGUGUGUGUGUGGUGUGUGUGCAGGAGGUGACGCCCAACAACAUCUUGCUGAUCGGUCCGUCCGGGUGCGGCAAGACCGAGCUCGCCAAGCGGCUCGCCGCUUUUGCUGGGGCGCCAUUCGUAAGCAAAGCAAAGCCAGCCAGGCCGUGCCAUGUGGAUGGGUGGAGAGAGGUCCAUGUGUGCGUGAUUGUGUGUGUGUGUGUGUGCAGGUGAAGGUUGUUGCCACCCGAUACACUGAGGUGGGGUUUGUGGGUGACGAUACCGUGUCCAUGGUGCACGAGCUCGCAGAGGUACCAAUCAAUCGGCACACACAGACAGACGUGUGCGCUGGUGUGUGCGUGUGUGUGUGGGCCCACCCGCAGCAAUCGUACAUGGACGAGAAGCGCCGUAUGAAGGAUUUGGUGAUGGACCAGGCCAAGACCAGGGCUAAGAACGAGCUGAUCAAGGCCAUCAUGAAGAACCCCCUCUCCGACACAUGGACCGAGUCACUCAUCAGCGAAUACCUCGACGUACACACACACACACACACACACACACAGGGAUGGAGGGAUGGUGCAUGUGACGUCUGUCUGUCUGCAGGAUGGCCGUCUCAACGAGAUGGAGGUCGAGCUCGACGCCGAGUUGCUGACCCGUGACGAGCCUCAGAAGAGCCCCCUGGCCGACAUCUUCGGCAACAUGGCUGGGGGGCCCGGCGGCGGAAUGGGCGGCGGCCGCCCGGGGGGCAUCUCGGCUGUGCCCAUCGGCGUAUCCGUGCAGGUAAGUAACCCCACACACAGAGAGGGAGGGAGACAGAGAGGGGGUUUCCACACACACACACACACGGAUGACCCACACAUGGCCUGUGUUGUGUGCAGGGCCCCAAUGCAUCUGACAUCAACAGCAAGCUGGAGGACCUCUUUGGCACCGGCGGCCGGAAGAGCAAAAAGAAGGGCGAGAAGAAAAAAGUCAAAGUCGCCGAGGCACGACCCCUCCUGGAGGACCACUACGCGUGAGCCAAGCCAUGCCCACUCAGACAGACAGAGAGAGAGAGAGGUUGGGUGGGUGCUGAUGUGUGUGUGUGUGUAUGUGUGUGUGUGGGUGUAUGUGUGUGUGUGGGUGGGUGGGCGGGUGGGUGUCAGUAAUGAGCUGAUCAAUGAGGAGGACCUGACGGAGAAUGCUCGAGUGGCGGCUGAGCAGAGAGGCAUGUAAGCGCAACCACCCUCACUCACCCAACCUACCAACCAACACACAGACACACACACACACACACACAGCCAGACGCGUCACACGUCUGUGUGUGUGUGUCUGUGUGUGUGCGUGUGUCUGUCUGUCUGUCUGUCAGCAUUUUCAUUGAUGAGUUUGACAAGCUGAUAACUGACAAGCAGGAGAAUGAGGGCGGCUACAAGGGAAAGAGAAAGGGAGUACAGGUACGUCAGUCAGCCCACCGACCUCGCCGCCUCUCUCUAGACAAUAUAUGGAGAGAAUGACGUGUCUCUCUCUCUGUGUGUGUGUGUGUGCAGAAAGAGCUGCUCACACUGAUGGAGGGCACCACAGUCAGCACCAAGAUCGGCAGACUCCGAGUAGCCACCCGCACCAGAUACACACACUGCGAUUCCCACGCACAGAGCCCCACAUUUCUCUCUCUGUAUGUGCGUGUGUGUGUGUAGACGGACCAUGUGCUGUUCGUUGCGUCGGGCGCCUUCACGCAGUCCAAGCCCACAGACAUCAUGCCAGAGCUGCAGGCAAGCAGCCACACAUACAGAGAGAGAGAGAGAGAGGGAUUGGGAACCGCGUGGGUCCAUGUGUGUGCUGUGUGUGUGUGUGUGUAGGGUCGUCUGCCGAUUCGUUGCGAGCUGAAGCCUCUCACCGAGGCCGACUUUAUCAAGAUCCUCAAAGGUGAGGCCAGCCACACACACACACACACACAUGGGGCACAGACACGCAGUGAGAUGUGUGUGUGUGUGUGUGUGGACAGAGACGCGAUACAACCUGUUGAUGCAGCAGGAGGCUCUCCUGGCCACCGUAAGACCGACCUCCUCGCCACAUACCCACCACCCAUCCACCCUCUCUCCCGCCCCCCUCCCUCCCUCCCUCCCUCCCUCUGUGUGUCCGUCCACUGCCCUCCACAGGAGGGCGUGUCGCUCAAGUUUUCCGACGACGGCAUCAACGAGAUCGCCAAGAUCGCCCACACACUCAACACCGAGACGGCUAAUGUGGGCGCCCGAAGGCUCAAGACCGUCAUGGCAAAGCUCCUCGAGGACCUCAAAUUCGACGCCCACAAAAUGACCGGCAAAAGUGAGCUGAGUGUGGGUGGAGGAGAGGUGUGCGGGCAUCUUUCUCUCUCUCUCUCUCUCUCUGUGUGUGUGCGUGUGUGUGCGUGCGUGUGUGUCCAGCUGUUGAGGUGACGGCCGAUAUGGUGAAGGAGAAGCUGGCGACGAUGACCAAGCAGAGCGACCUCUCCAAGUACAUCAUCUAAUCAGGGGCGGUCUCAGAAGGAACGGACGAACGAACAUGUCUGUGAGUCUGUGAGUGUGGGAGUGUGGGAAUGUGUGAAGUGGGGUGGCUAGCCGCAUGUGUGGCUGCCUUGUACAGAGGCGGAGAGAGAGAGAGAGAGAGAGGGAGAGGGGGCCGAGAGGGAGGGGUGCAGUCAGUCGAGUGAGUCGUCAGUCAGGGGUGUGGUGUGUCACACGUGUGAGUGUGUGAGUGUGUCGGUCACUGUGUAUGUCCCUCCCUGUUCUCAUUUAUCGCGACAAAUCCUCAAGACAGAAUGUGUAUGUGCCAUAAUUUGCAAUCGGUC